ACGCCAUACUCUUCUAGGUGGAAGGAGAAGUAUAAACAUAUACAAAAAACCCCACCCACUAUUUAAGCCUAAACCGUCUCAGCAAACCAACCCAGUUUAAUUCCGAAUUUUGAAUUAAUUCUACCAAAAAAAUAUAACAAUGGGAUUUAUAAGUGAACAAAAAUUAGAAAACGCAAUGCGUAACCUUGGUUAUAGACCAAAAUCUCGCCACAUUGAAGCAAUAGUUAAAGAAACGAAUAGCUCUUUCGACGACAAAUACAACGCCGCAAUGUUUUUGGCUCAAUGUGCUCAUGAAAGUACAGGUUAUCAUGAUAUCGAAGAAAUAGCUUAUAAAGGUGCUACUUGGAGUCCGUACGGAGAUGGUGCACCAGGUAAAAGUUAUCACGGAAGAGGUUUUAUUCAGUUAACAUGGGAUUAUAAUUAUAAAAGUUGUUCGCAUGAUAUUGGUAGAGGCAACCAAUUGUAUAAACAUCCAGAAAUGGUUGCGUCCGAUUCAUCUUUAGGGGCCGAAGUUUCCGUUUGGUUUUGGCAAAAAAAUGUGGAAACUUACCGAGGAUUUAACUCAAGAAGAAAUUUCGGAAUUACCACCAAAGCUAUAAACGGAGGUCAUGAAUGCCGUGGACGGAACGUUGAUCAAUCCAAAAAUCGUUAUAGAUGUUAUGUGGAAAUUUGCGAUCAAAUGGGUAUUACACCAGCUGAUGAAUGUGGUUGUUAUAACUAAAAUUUAUAUUAAUUUGUGUUUUUAAUAAUUACUUGUAGGUUAGAAUCACAUUAUUGUUAAUGUCAUUUAUAAACGUCAUUAAAAUGUCAAAAAAUUAAUAACUUAAAUAUAACUAAAAUGUUAUCGAUUAAUCAUUUAAACUGAAAUAUAAAAUUAAUUUUUUGAAAA
This is a messenger RNA of Onthophagus taurus, 889 nucleotides long. RefSeq lists its product as uncharacterized. Gene Ontology annotation, molecular function: chitinase activity. The record is from RefSeq and is a predicted model, not a curated record. Gene Ontology annotation, biological process: cell wall macromolecule catabolic process; chitin catabolic process. Lineage: Eukaryota; Metazoa; Arthropoda; Insecta; Coleoptera; Scarabaeidae.